CGCGACUGCCCAACACUGCCACUGGGUAUAUGCAUCAAGUGUUACGGAUACUGCAAAUUUUCAUUAUAUGUUGUUCUUUCUUAGUUAGUGAGGUAUUAGAACCAAUCAAAGUUAAAAUGUGCAGAAUGUACAAAAGUUUGUUUAAUGAACAGGACCUCUGCAGCGUAUGAUAUUUUUGUUAUUGUUGUUACUUUGAAGGAGGAUAUGAAUUUUAACCAAAUUUCAUAUUGCUUCAAAGAGUGAUUGUUUAUAUGUACAUAAACUAAGUUAUUGAUGACAUUGCAAACUAAAUAUUUUAACUAUUUUUUAUGCAAAUAACAGUAAAAUCAACGAUGUAAAAUGAUAAAUUCUUUAAAACGCGAAGUAAACAUUUUUGUAUAAACUAGAAUUGAAGUACUACAUAUCAAAGCAACUUGUAUUGGAAAAUCACACUGCUGUUAUUAAAAUAUAAUUUAAAAUGGAAAUUAUCGAACUUGUUUCGGAUGACGAGACAUCCGAGGAUAAAGUAAAAAAGAAUAGCGGUUCGAAAAUUUACAAAAGUAACUGCAUAAACUUCCAAUGUUGUUCUGGAGUGGAUAUGAAAUCUGCACCUUCGUUUGCAUGUGCUUUUUAUGGUGUAAAUACAGAAAAAAAGAAAAUACGCAAAAUUUGUAAAAAAUGUUUUGAAGCUGCACUAGAUCACCAAAAGCAAUUAGUGUCAGCUCUUGUGGAUCACAAACCAUUAUUAGAAUGUGAGUUUCCAGAUCAUACAAUGGAAGUAGAAAUUUCUGAUAGCGAUGAUUCAGAUGAUGAGAAAAAAAAAGAGAUAUGUACAGAUGAAAAGUAUUUACCUGAAGAGAUGCUUCUAGAUAUGGAAGAAAUGCUGGAUAGCACAUUAAAAAAUAUUUUUACAAAGUACAAUGUUGAUUAUCAAGUUAAACAAGCACAUAAUAAGUUAAAAAACCAAUGGGAUAAAAUAAAUGAGGAAAAUGAAGUUUUGUUUAAGACGGUUAAAGAUUUAAUGAGUACUAUGGAUAUAUUGCGUAACAGCUUGUAUGAUGAAUUUAGGCCACAAAUUAAAAUGUUGGAAGAACUUCAAAUAGAUGAUGAUUAUGUAGAUAAUAACAUUUAUCCAUUGGUAGCAACAAAAAAAGUUACACAAAUUCGACUUCCUUCUGCUACAUUACUGCAGGAUAGUCAGCCUGAAAUUUUACCAAUAGAACAAGAAAGCACACACGUUGUGGAUGUGGAUUUACCUCCAAUAGGUGUACUUAUGAAACCACAAAUAGAAGUAGAUAACAUUGUGUUCAUUAUGAAGCAUCCACUUAUGCCAUGGGUCAAAGGAAAAGUACAAACUAUAAUUUCGAAAGGUUCUACUUCUCAGUAUCGUGUAAAAUUGUUACAAAAAAAGUAUAACUCUGUUAUUAAGUCUGUUUCUGGCAAACAAAUUGCUGCUGCUGUAGUUAGUUCAGUAAUAAUUCCAGUUGGUGCACGAGUAGUAGCAAUAUUUCAAGAUGUUUCAUCUAGCAAUUUUUAUAGCGGAGUUAUAGCUGAACCACCGAAAGCUAUAAAUAAAUAUAGGUACCUGGUAUUUUUUGAUGAUGGAUAUGCUCAGUAUGUCGAACAUAGACACAUUUAUUUAGUUGCAGAUUUUUCUCCCAAAGUUUGGGAAGAUAUACCCAAUGAAUCUCGAGACUUUGUAAAGAAAUACAUUCAGACAUAUCCUGAAAGGCCAAUGGUUAAAUUACAAAAAGGGCAAGUAGUAAAAACAGAAUGGAACGGUAAAUGGUGGAUUGCAAGGGUGGUACAGGUUGACGCAAGUUUAGUACAAAUGCACUUUGAUGCUGAUGGUAGAACAGAGUGGAUCUAUAGAGGCUCCGCUAGAUUAGGACCUUUAUACCUUGAACUUUUAAAAGCUAAUGCCAGACAACAAGGACACCAUACAUCUGUUAAUACACCAAGUCGGCAUCGACAUCCUGCUGUCUCCAAUAAAAGUAAUUUACCUUAUGUAGAAUAUACAUCUGAUAUGGAACGCGAAGAAGGAAGAAUUUCGCAAGUAGAAAAAGAACAAACGGAAAUAAAUGAAACUGCAAACACGUUCAUCUCGACUGCACCGCAACAAUCGCGUGCUGUUGCUAGAAAAAGUACUAGUAAAAAGCAAAAUGUGGUAGAUGCAAGUACAUAUAAUCCAACUACAGAAACUAAACCUUCCCACAGUAUAGUUUAUUAUCAAACACAGAACAGAAUUCAAACAAAAGAUUUUGUUCCGCACAAAUGUGGUCCACAGUGUGUUGAGGGUAUAUCCUUUACACCUGAUGACUUAAGAGGGUAUUCGCCUCUUUCAAUACCAUUACUUUGUGGGUGGAAUCGACAGCUUUGCAAAUAUCCUAAAGGCAAAAAAAUUACGUUAUAUCAAGCACCGUGUGGUGUUAGACUGCGAAAUAUGGAAGAACUGCAUCAGUACCUUCGUAAAACAGGUAGUCCAAUGUCGGUUGAUUUGUUUGAUUUUGAUUACUGGGUGCACUGUUUGGCGGAGUUUGUAUUGGAUAAAUGUUUUAUUAACAUAAAGGAUCUCAGUUAUGGCGUGGAAAAUGUACCAAUACCAUGUGUCAAUGAAUUAGAUCAUACUCAACCAGAUACUAUUAGAUACAGUACACAAAGAGAACCAACAGAAGGAGUUAAUCUUAAUUUAGAUCCAAAUUUUCUAUGUAGCUGUGAUUGUGAAGAUGAUUGUCAAGACAAAACAAAAUGUCAGUGCUGGCAAUUAACGAUACAAGGUGCAACUCUGGGAGGGAGGGUACCAAAUACAUCUGUCGGUUAUGUGUAUAAACGGUUACCAGAACCAGUAACUACUGGAAUUUAUGAAUGUAAUUCAAGAUGUAAAUGUGCUGUAAAAACCUGUUUAAAUAGAGUAGUACAACAUCCAUUAACAUUAAAAUUACAAGUAUUUAAAACAGCGCCUCGAGGUUGGGGCAUACGCUGUCUAAAUGAUAUUCCCCUUGGAUCUUUUAUUUGUAUAUAUGCUGGUAGAUUACUUACAGAACAGGGAGCCAAUGAAGGUGGUAAGAAUUAUGGAGAUGAAUAUCUUGCAGAGUUGGAUUAUGUUGAGGUAGUAGAAGGAAUUAAAGAAGGCUACGAAAGUGAUGUUCUUGAGUCGGAAUUACCAGUAUCUACUCCAGAAAAGACGAGAGUUCUAACAAGCGAUGAUGAAGAUAAUUCAAGAAAAAGUACUAAUGAUUCGGAUGAAGAUUUUAAUAUUAGUAAAUACGUGAAUUUUAAUGUGGAUUCUACGGAACCUUCUUCUAUUAGAAAAAGACUUCGAAAACGGAAGCGAGACGAAAAUAAUCCGGAUGGGUCAGAAGAAAAUAGUGAAGAUGGAAGUGCUACAAAAGCACCUGAGAAUGUUACGAAAUUUCCCGUUAAUGAAACUCGUUUAAAUGAUCAGGAUGCAAUUACUAUCAGUGAUGAAGAAGAAAAUAGAAGUGGUAGAAGAGAACCAAGUAGAUUUGAUCCAACUGUAGAACCAACACAAAUAGAAAGACCUAAAUUUAAAUCAGUAAGAGAUUUUUUUGGAGAAGAUGAGGCUGUAUAUAUAAUGGAUGCUAAAACAACUGGAAAUAUUGGUCGCUAUUUAAAUCAUUCAUGUGAUCCAAAUGUUUUUGUACAAAAUGUAUUUGUCGAUACGCAUGAUGUAAGAUUCCCAUGGGUAGCAUUUUUCGCUUUAAAUUACAUACGAGCGGGUCAGGAAUUAACCUGGAAUUAUAGUUACGAUGUUGGAAGUAUACCUGGCAAAGUUAUUAUAUGUAAGUGUGGUUCAUCCAAUUGUAGGGGCCGACUUUUGUAAUGUAUUAAAUACUUCCCGUCGAAUUAAUAAAAUUAGAAUUUGUAAAUUUAGUUUUCAAAACUUUAUUUUAUAAUAUCUAAUAAUUUGAUUAAUAAAAUAUUUUGUUAUUAAAAAAUUGCGAGCGGUAUGUAAGACAAAAUCGAGAAAUAAAUUAUUUUAAUUUUUUAUUUUAUUAUUAAUUGAAGUAUAAGCUAGUUUACAAAAUAAAAUGGAUCUAGUGGACUUAGGAAUGUAAUAAACUGUAUCGUAUUUUAUAAAACGUAAUAUUCUUCUUCCCGAAAUACUUUUAUUAUAUUAUUACAAUAUCUUAUGUAGCUACAAAGAACAUAAAAUUUAUGCAGAUCUAUAUGUUAUACCUAUCAAAAUUAACACAGUCUUUGUAUUUUUUAAUAAUUGACAUUGAAUAAAUAAAUUUUGGCGUAUAAAAUUUUUCGAUAAUAUUUUGUAAACUCUAUUAAUAUAUUGCGAUCGACAUGGAAUAAUAAAUAAAAGAUAAAUAUGGGUUUAAUAAAAUACAACCAUAUACAUAACAAUGAUACACUGGCUUAUUAUUUUUGAUUAUUGUACACCUUUAAGACCUCUUAAGACAUGUUAGGUAAUUAGUACCAUAAAGUUUUUUAAUCUCCUUCUAUAAUUUAUACAUGUCUUUCUUGAAACUCACUUAAAUUAUGUGAAUACGUCUUAAAUGAAGCAUUUAAUAUGCUGUAUAUUUAUAGCUCUUUUUCAUAAAAAUAUUAAACUAAAGCAGAAUUAUGGCUUUAGUAGGUAGAUUGUAAAAAAAUUGUAUAAAAGGAAUUUGUAACAUUUAUAAAUUAAUAACAAACAUUUAAAAUACAAUGCUGCUUCUUACAAAUGUAUCAAAAUAUCUUUCGCUAUAUAAUAUUACAUGCUUUAAAAAUAAAUUUGUUUCUGUUAAUUUUUCAAAAUAAUCUGUAUGAUGUACUAUUUUAAAGCUGAAAUUAUAUAUAUUUUAAAU
This is a messenger RNA of Megachile rotundata (alfalfa leafcutting bee), 4799 nucleotides long. It is a transcript of the gene egg, whose product is annotated as SET domain bifurcated histone lysine methyltransferase eggless. NCBI's taxonomy places the organism in Eukaryota, Metazoa, Arthropoda, Insecta, Hymenoptera, Megachilidae. Gene Ontology annotation, molecular function: DNA binding; histone H3K9 methyltransferase activity; protein binding. Gene Ontology annotation, cellular component: nucleus. Gene Ontology annotation, biological process: negative regulation of gene expression; heterochromatin organization. The record is from RefSeq and is a predicted model, not a curated record.